AUGAAGUCGUUCUUCAACUUCCUCCUGGCUGUGCCAGCAGUUCUUGCCGCUCCUCAGAUCAACCGUCGCCAGGAUGAGAACACUGUGCCCGGCAAAUGGAUUGCCCAGAUCAACGAGGACUCUCCUCUUGCCAGCGCUCUGUCGACUAUCCAGACCCUUGCUGGAAUCGAGGCCAAGCAUCAGUACGAGAUUGGCUCGUUCAAGGGCUUCUCCUUCGACGGCGACGAUGGUGUCCUAGACAUCCUUGAGACGAUCGGUGCCAUCAAGUCCGUCGAGCCAGACCGAAAGGUCUACGCCAGCGCCCCUGUCCCAGCGGCUGAGAUCGACGCUCGCGCUCUCGUUCAGCAGAGCCCAACGACUUGGGGUCUUGCUCGUAUCUCUCACCGCGCUCGUGGUGCCAACAACUACAUCUACGACAACACUGCUGGGGCUGGCAGCUACAUCUACGUUGUCGAUACUGGAGUCUACACUGGCCACCAAGACUUUGGAGGCCGUGCUUCUGCAGGUGCCAACUUCGUCGAGGGCGAGAGUGCUACUGAUGGCAACGGCCACGGUACCCACUGCGCUGGUACUACUGGCUCUACCACUUAUGGUGUUGCCAAGCGCGCCAACAUCAUUGGUGUCAAGGUUCUCGGCAGCGAUGGCUCUGGAUACAACUCCGAUGUGAUUGCCGGCAUCAACUGGGCUGUCAGCAACGCCCAGCAGAACAACCGCAUCUCGCGCUCAGUCAUCUCCAUGUCCCUCGGCGGAGCUUAUGAUCCCCAGUCGAACAACGCCGUUGCUCAGGCCACCGCUGCCGGCAUGUUCGUUGCCGUCGCUGCUGGCAACGAUGGCAAGGAUGCCUCCAACUACUCCCCAGCCUCUGAGCGAUCUGCCUGCACCGUCGGUGCCACCGAUAUCAAUGACAACCGUGCCAGCUUCUCUAACUUCGGCUCCAUCGUCGACAUCUUCGCCCCAGGUGUCAACAUUCAGUCUACUUGGAUUGGCAGCUCCACUGCUACCAAUACCAUCUCCGGCACCUCGAUGGCCACUCCUCACAUUGCUGGUCUUGCCGCUUACCUGCUGGCUCUUGAGGGCACCCGCUCCCCCGCUGCUCUCUGCUCCCGCAUUCAGUCGCUUUCGACGAAGAACACGAUUGUGAACCCUGGCUCUGGCAGCCCGAACUACCUCGCCUACAACGGCAACGGUGCGUAG
This is a messenger RNA of Zasmidium cellare ATCC 36951, 1194 nucleotides long. RefSeq lists its product as uncharacterized. The transcript has 2 exons. Gene Ontology annotation, biological process: proteolysis. Gene Ontology annotation, molecular function: serine-type endopeptidase activity. Bases 1 to 1194 code for a protein of 397 amino acids. NCBI's taxonomy places the organism in Eukaryota, Fungi, Ascomycota, Dothideomycetes, Mycosphaerellales, Mycosphaerellaceae. The record is from RefSeq and is a predicted model, not a curated record.